GAUAUCAAGGAUGCUUGCUAUAAUUUUACUCUCUUAUCCUAUCACAUUUUUUGGUAAAGUUGCAUUCAUGUUCUAAUAUUAUAUUGCUCAUACUUGGAUACCAGUAGCAAAUUUGGAGAUACCUGCUCAGACUUGGAUACCUGCUCUAGAUACACUUAAGUUUUUAUCUUUCCAGCCAACAAAAGCCUAAUAUGAUUUCCACUACAAGUCCACGCAAGCAAAUUCAUGACAAUUUGAGAGUAAAUUUACAAGUAUAUUUUGCAGCUUUAUUACUUACAUGUUGGAGACUUAACGAUGCAGGUCCUCGGUACUCGUUCGGGAUACAUUAGAGGACUUGGAAGUGGGCCAAAGCCAGUUAGGUCAACUUCUUCAGAUGCCACCUCCUCAAUCAGAUCAACUAACACCGCAUUACGUGAAAAGCUUGAAUCCACUCAAGAAGAGUUAGCAAACACCAAAGUUCAAUUAGCAAGCACCCAAGAUGAGUUAGCAUCAAUGAAAUCAAGACAAGAUAAGUUCGAACAAAUUCUUAACCGAUUGGCACCUGGAGCAUUAGAUUCCUUGAUCGAUUCAUCUUCGGUUCCACCUCCUCCUACUCAUUCUUAGACUUUGAUGUUGUGGAUUUUUGGAUAUGAACAUGAUGUUGCGAAGUUUAUUUCUUGUAGAUUGUGAUGUUGUGGAUUUCUGUAUGUGAACUUAAUGUUUUGAACUUGUUACUUGUUUUUACUUUAUUUGGAUUGUUACUUGUGUACUUAAU
Zingiber officinale is the source of this 754-nucleotide messenger RNA. RefSeq lists its product as uncharacterized. The transcript has 2 exons. NCBI's taxonomy places the organism in Eukaryota, Viridiplantae, Streptophyta, Magnoliopsida, Zingiberales, Zingiberaceae. The coding region runs from base 295 to 603 and encodes 102 amino acids. The record is from RefSeq and is a predicted model, not a curated record.